Drosophila navojoa is the source of this 739-nucleotide messenger RNA. RefSeq lists its product as uncharacterized. The record is from RefSeq and is a predicted model, not a curated record. NCBI's taxonomy places the organism in Eukaryota, Metazoa, Arthropoda, Insecta, Diptera, Drosophilidae.
AAAUGAGUGCAAUCGAUUGUCGGUCUGGCUUAGUGUUGAUUGAGCUGCUGAAGGCAAUAAAUCAUCAAUAAUGCGCAAGGAGACGAUUGUCAUUUGCCUCGUCCUGGCCGCCUGCUGCUGCGCCUAUCCGCAGAGCACGGAGGCACCGUCCUCAACAACUACGCCAAAGCCCGAUGUGGAUGAAAAUCCCAGCAGCAGUACGACAAUAACGAUCAUCUCUACAACAGAGAAGCCCAAGUCUGAACUGGAAGCAUCGACGACGCCCAACUCAGAUGCAUCGAGUACCGCCCCGAAAGGUGGCAAUGCACCGAGCACUACGCCCAACUCAGAUGCAUCGAGCACCGUCCCAAAAGGCGGCAAUACACCGAGCACUACGCCCAAUUCAGAUGCAUCGAGCACUACGCCUAAGGACGAUGAUGCCGAAGUUAAGGAGCUGCUGGCCAAGUGCGAGCAGCUGCGCCGGCGUCGCAAGCGGGACAGCUCGUCGUCCGAGGAGGAUGAGGACAGCCACGAGCAGAAGUCGGUCAAGAAGGAGCGCAAGAAGCUGAAGAAGAUGUGCAAGGAGCUCAAGAAGCAGCAGGAACGCAAGCAGCAGCGGCAGGGAUCGGAAAGCCUACGCGAGCUAGCGCAGGCUCUGCACAACUACCAGAUGAAGCAGAGGGAGCGCAAUGAUCGUAGAACGCACUAAGCGAUGAAAUGCAUAAAACGAUAUUGAGCUCAUUUUUUUUUUUUUUUUUAA